AAAAAAGUGUCUGCUUAAUUUUAACAGUGGAAUGAGGAAUCUUCAUCUCCUUGAUUUUCAUUUUCAGCUCAUCUCCCGCUUCACAAUAAUAAUAAUAAUAUUAUGUUGUUGUCGUAACUCGUAAAGCGUAAGCAGCCAAGCGGGCAUCCUGCCGUCUGCGUGGGAGGAGGGAUAAAGAAUCGAUGGGAACAACUUUCCGCGAUACGGUCGCGUCUCUUGCGCUGAGACGCACAGUGUGUCUCAAACGAUAUAUCGCGGCACCACGCCGAGUGGAAUUAUUUAUUUAUACAUAAUAAAAACCUAGUGAUAUUAAAUUCGUUAAAAGAAUUAAUGGAUUUAUUAAAUAACUACAAAACUAGGCUUAUAACAAAACGUUCCAAAUGUUCAAAUGUGACUAUAGUGAAAGUGGGCUUUCUAAUAAAUGUAAUUAUUUAGAUUGAGAUGUGGUCCAUAGUGAAUACUUAGGACGCAUACAUGAAUUUAAGGAACAAGGUAAUGAGAGGAGAUACAUCCAAGUUGUGGUUGCUGGUAGCUACACUAGCGCUUGGGUCCGUGUGGGGUAUAGAACAGUGCGAGCGUGGACAUAGCUGGUGGGAUCGGGAGCGCGGCGCCUGCAUCCCCUGCACGCGAUGCGAUACGGCGCGCAGGCUCGUCGUCAAGUUCCCAUGUGAGCUGCACCGCGACACUAUCUGCCAGUCGCUCUAUGAGAUCAACAUCUGGGGCUUCAACACGCCCCGCCGAAGCAAAGACAAUAAUGGAACUAGUUCAGUGCCCAGUGAUCACGAAUACUACGAUUAUGUGGACUACGACAGUGAAGUGACGGAACGUAACGAUGAACAAGUGUGGGACAUGCAAACGACCAGCCUCACCCUGGCGGCGAGUGGUUGUGUAGUAUUCUUUCUAGUUGUGCUUGUUCUGUCGCUGUACCAUGCGAAACAGUGGAGGGUGCUUAAGCAGGCGCUCAAGUCGGAUGUUCAAGACCUGACAGCGAAGCUUAAACUCAUGGAAUCAGGAGGCGAGGCGCCGGCUGAACCACCGCUGUCCCCGGAACACCACAUCUACUGUAACAUUCACAUCGGAAAAGAUUCUUUACUGGGUUCAAACACAAUAAAAAAAGGGACAGGCAACGUGUACACGCAAGAAAAGCACCAGUCUUGAUUCUGUACCUCCGAGAGUUUUAGGGAAUCAUCAGUACAAAAUUAUUUCAAUAUGUACCUAUAACAAUAAUGUGACCUCGCACACCGAGAGAAAAGAAUAUUAUAUAUUUUCAUAAAUAUA
This is a messenger RNA of Manduca sexta (tobacco hornworm), 1278 nucleotides long. RefSeq names its product tumor necrosis factor receptor superfamily member wengen (gene wgn). Bases 475 to 1158 code for a protein of 227 amino acids. NCBI's taxonomy places the organism in Eukaryota, Metazoa, Arthropoda, Insecta, Lepidoptera, Sphingidae. Gene Ontology annotation, molecular function: protein binding. The record is from RefSeq and is a predicted model, not a curated record. The transcript has 4 exons.